Fundulus heteroclitus (mummichog) is the source of this 2381-nucleotide messenger RNA. Its product is annotated as E3 ubiquitin-protein ligase MARCHF2. The coding region runs from base 425 to 1171 and encodes 248 amino acids. Gene Ontology annotation, molecular function: ubiquitin-protein transferase activity; zinc ion binding. The transcript has 5 exons. The record is from RefSeq and is a predicted model, not a curated record. Lineage: Eukaryota; Metazoa; Chordata; Actinopteri; Cyprinodontiformes; Fundulidae. Gene Ontology annotation, biological process: protein ubiquitination.
ACGGGGGUCACAUGACCAGCGCACAGCUGAGGGAUGCCGAGGCUUGCCUGUUGCUAACCAGCUAGCACCGUUAGCUGUGUCUAACGUUUCUGGCAGAAACGGGUGGAUUUUAUUCCGCGUUUCCUGACCUAAUCCAACCGAGUUACCCAAACUAUCCGCCAUGGGGAGGAUACAUCGCCUAUGGUCGUCGUCUGUAUGCCCUCGUAUUGUCAGCUUUCGCUCAGGCUUCAGUGUCAUAAAUCGUAGCUAGGGCUGUCCAGUUAGCUCAAGGCCAAGGCCGAGCGAAAAAAAAAGGCAGGCCGUCGGGUGGAGCAGAGACGACUGGGCCCUCGACUCUUGUAGAUCCAGUUUGGGAUCAGUUCUUGAUUUGAAGCCACCGCUCGCCUCUGCCAGUAUCUUCAUCACUGUCAACCCCAGAUGAACCAUGUCUUCGUCAGGGUGCUGCCAGCUCCCCGGCUCCCUUUGCGAUUAUUCUGGGAACACUGAGACUGAUGCCUCCAAGGAUUCAGAAGAGUCUGAUUCUACUACACAGGCCCAGUAUGUUGCCAAGGUUACGGCUAAAGAUGGCCGCCCACUCUCCACUGUCGUCAAAGCUGUGAGCUUGCAGAGCGAUGUGGGGAUGUGUCGGAUUUGCCACGAGGGAGCUGGAGGGGAGACUCUGCUCUCGCCCUGCGACUGCACCGGUACGCUGGGAAAAGUGCACAAGAGCUGCCUGGAAAAGUGGCUGUCAUCCUCCAACACCAGCUACUGUGAGCUUUGUCACACAGAGUUCACCAUUGAACGGAGACCGCAACCACUGACACAGUGGCUGAAGGACCCCGGCCCUCGCAGUGAGAAGCGCACAUUGCUGUGUGACAUGGCCUGCUUCCUCCUCAUCACGCCUCUGGCAGCUAUCUCCGGGUGGCUGUGUCUCAGGGGAGCCCAGGACCAUCUGCAGCUGAAAAGCAGACUCGAGGCCGUUGGGCUCAUUGCCCUCACCAUCGCCCUCUUCACCAUCUACAUCCUCUGGACGCUGGUGUCAUUUCGGUAUCACUGUCAGUUGUACUCGGAGUGGAGGAGGACCAAUCAGAAAGUUCGCCUGCUCAUGCCCGACAUGAAGGGGGCGCACACCACCCAGCGUUCGGUGCCGACCAAGUCGACCAAGAAAAUGACUGACGAGACCAUUGUAUGAGUGCAGAGCGUUGAUGGGGAGGGAAUCAUGCAAAUCAAGCUCACAAAAGCACUCUAAAAACAAGAUUAAUCAUAGUAAUACUGAACUUUUGCACUUCAUAUGGACGAUCCUGAAGGGAAAGAGGUGCUUUCUCCUCAUGAUUUCUUUAAGCGCUUGAUUUAAAAAAAAUAAAAGAAAAAAAGAACUACAACGUUAUUGGCUGGCCACAAAAGUGGAUUUGGAAAGAACUCAUUUCAGAGUCACAUAAGAUAAAAACUGUGUUUUCACUAGUGCUGGGAUGUGAAUGAACUGACACACAGAGAAUGAACUAACCAGCCUGACUUUUUAUGUCAGUGGCAGAAACUUAUAAAAUACUAAGACACAAGCUAAUGUAGCAGGAUAUAACUGAUUCAGCAUGCUACUACAAUAUAAUAAGAGACAUAUUCACUACCUAUAAUUCCCCUGUAAUGCCCCCUGCACAAUGUAUUUAGCUGGUUUUGAACCGUGGACGAACAGUAGUUCUGCCAUAGGGUAGGAAUCUGAGAAAAGAUUGACAAAGUCUUGCUGUGAAUACUCUUUUUUUUUUGUUUGUUUGUUUGUUUAUUUGAUGAGUAGAGGACGACUGUCGCCUCUACCACUAUCCCUGUCUAUAAUCUGAAGCUUUUCAUUUUCCAGGUAAAGCUUUUAGUGCUUUCUCUAGAGGGAAUAUUUAAUUACGCUCCUCUCUUGUCAGUAAAGGGAGGCAGAUUGCAUCAGACACACUUGUCAAGAGGGGACACUGUGAAUUGUGGUAUGUGAAAUAAUACUAACUACCAAUGAGGAAAGUAUUGAGGGCAUGAAAAAGUGUUUACAUUUUAAUUGGCUGAUGUCUCAUCUGUCGUCAUAAAAGUGCAUUAGGAACUCGCCUCACUCCACGUGUAAAUGUAUCACUCAUGAACUGAGCUGCCCAGCAAUGAUAUGUGGCAGUGUCUUUAAAAACAAAUAAAAGGAGACCGCAACAGAUGCAGCUUUAAAAAUAAGAGCAACCGUGUUCAGAUGGGUGACUGAAGGCCCUGGGAGACAAAUGGAGACACAUCGUUCGAGAAGAGGCUGGUGUUUCAGCAAAAGAGAAAUGUGCUUUGAGAUGUCAAUCAAUGUGUACUAAAAGUAUUUUGUGUUACUGUAGUCUUCCUGCUUCAUCCCCCCCUGGAAAGUUGGGUUAUUGUGCAAUAAAACAUGAAGGACUCCUGGG